Molecule: messenger RNA, 2944 nt
Organism: Cuscuta europaea
Lineage: Eukaryota; Viridiplantae; Streptophyta; Magnoliopsida; Solanales; Convolvulaceae
Source: the annotation of a GenBank genome assembly
GAUUCUCUAAACCCCAACUCACCUUCACGUAACCGUUGUUUUUACUUCAGCUCAAAGGAAAAGUGUGAUAUUUGGUCUAACGUUGGAAAUUUAGCAGCAAAUAGCGAUAUCCGUACCGCCCCCACGAGAAAGACUCAAGAAAACACUGUGUUUUCUCCAGAAGGCCAGCACUGUGUUUUCUCUCUCUAGAAAUCCGUACCCUUUUUUCUAUGUCAUUUCUCACCACCCUUCACCUUCACGUUGCCUGAUUCCAGAGCUGACACCCCCCCCCCCCCCCCUCGCUUUUUCUUGGUGUUCUUCUAAGUUGUUGAUUCCCGGUGGAGUAAUAUUCACAAUAUAUUCGGAACCUUACCUGCCAAAUCCCUAAAUCCUUCUCCCUAGCUCCCCUAAUCCUUCAAGAGGUUGAAAAUGCAUAAACCACCCCAAGAAGACUUUUCUCUUAAGGAGACCAAACCGCACCUUGGUGGGGGAAAGGUCACAGGUGAUAAGCUCACCAGCACCUAUGACCUCGUUGAGCAGAUGCAAUACCUCUAUGUCCGGGUGGUCAAAGCAAAAGACUUGCCUGCAAAGGACGUCACUGGGAGUCUUGAUCCAUACGUUGAGAUCAGGCUUGGAAACUACAAGGGCACAACUGGGCAUUUUGAGAAAAAAACCAACCCGGAAUGGAACCAAGUCUUCGCCUUCUCAAAGGACAGGAUGCAGGCUACCAUGCUUGAUGUCCAGGUGAAGGAUAAGGAUCUUUUCAAGGACGAUUUUGUCGGGCACGUCUUAUUUGAUCUGAAUGAGAUCCCGAAGCGUGUCCCGCCUGACAGCCCACUGGCUCCCCAGUGGUACAGGUUGGUGGACAGGAAGGGUGAAAAGAUCAGGGGAGAGCUUAUGUUGGCUAUUUGGAUGGGCACUCAGGCUGAUGAAGCGUUCCCUGAGGCGUGGCAUACAGAUGCGGCGGCUGUUAGUGGGUCCGAUGGGCUUUCGAGCAUAAGGUCAAAGGUCUACCUCUCUCCCAAGCUUUGGUACUUGAGGGUUAAUGUGAUCGAGGCCCAAGAUUUGGUCCCAAAUGAUAAAAGCAGGUAUCCUGAAGUGUGCGUCAAGGCUAUUCUGGGUAAUCAGGCUUUGCGGACGCGGGUUUCAACCGCCAAGAGCAUCAACCCGAUGUGGAACGAGGAUUUGAUGUUUGUGGUUGCCGAACCGUUUGAGGAGCCGCUGCUUUUGAGUGUGGAAGACAGAGUUGGGUCCAACAAGGAUGAACUUCUAGGAAGGUGUAUUAUCCCUUUGCAGUUCGUUGACCGUAGGUUUGACCAUAGGCCGAUGAACUCAAAAUGGUACAAUCUUGAUAAACACAUGGUCGAGGGAGAUAAGAAAGAAGUGAGAUUUGCCAGCAAGAUUCACAUGAGGAUAUGGCUGGAGGGGGGUUAUCACGUUCUUGACGAAUCCACCCACUAUAGCAGUGAUCUUAGACCGACCGCGAAGCAGCUAUGGAAAUCCAAUAUUGGUGUUCUUGAACUGGGUAUCCUAAGUGCCCAAGGGCUAUCACCUAUGAAGUCGAAAGAGGGACGGGCAGCGACUGAUGCUUAUUGUGUUGCCAAGUACGGGCAGAAGUGGGUUCGGACCAGGACUGUAAUUGAUAGCUUUGCCCCUAAGUGGAAUGAACAGUACACUUGGGAGGUUUUUGAUCCUUGUACCGCCAUAACCAUCGGUGUUUUCGACAACUGUCAUCUCCAUGGAAGUGAAAAGUCUGGUGGGCCCAGUGGGCCAAGGGACUCGAGGAUCGGAAAGGUCAGGAUUCGGCUUUCAACUCUGGAAACGGAUCGCGUGUACACGCACUCCCACCCGCUCCUUGUCUUGCAUCCAAAUGGAGUGAAGAAGAUGGGAGAGAUCCAGCUGGCAGUUCGGUUCACCUGCUCUUCGUUGCUCAAUAUGAUGCAUAUGUACUCGCAGCCUCUUCUCCCGAAAAUGCAUUACAUCCACCCGUUGACUGUUAUGCAGCUGGACAGCCUGAGGCACCAGGCGACUCAGAUCGUUUCGGCAAGGUUGAGCCGGGCCGAGCCGCCACUGAGGAAGGAGGUGGUGGAGUACAUGCUUGAUGUUGGGUCCCACAUGUGGAGCAUGAGGAGGAGCAAGGCAAACUUCUUCAGGAUUAUGGGGGUUUUAGGCGGGGUGAUCGCAAUUGGGAGAUGGUUUGACCAGAUAUGCAACUGGAAGAACCCGAUAACAACUGUUCUCAUCCACAUACUCUUCUUGAUCUUGGUCCUCUACCCGGAACUCAUCCUCCCGACCAUUUGCCUAUACCUCUUCCUGAUCGGGGUUUGGCACUACAGGUGGAGGCCACGCCACCCGCCUCACAUGGACACCCGACUGUCAUGUGCUGAGAAUGCACAUCCUGAUGAGCUGGAUGAGGAGUUUGAUACCUUCCCGACUUCCCGUCCUCCGGAUGUGGUGAGGAUGAGGUACGACCGCCUAAGGAGCAUUGCCGGUAGGAUUCAGACAGUGGUCGGGGAUUUGGCUACCCAGGGUGAAAGGUUGCAAUCUUUGCUGAGCUGGAGGGACCCGAGAGCCACAGCACUGUUUGUGAUAUUCUGUCUGAUUGCCGCCAUUGUUCUCUAUAUCACUCCUUUUCAAGUUGUCGCCCUCCUGUCUGGGUUUUACGUCUUGCGACACCCGAGGUUCCGUCACAAACUCCCUUCAGCGCCUCUUAAUUUCUUCAGAAGGCUUCCGGCCAGAACAGACUGCAUGCUAUGAUGGUUAUCCUCAUCAACUUUACCCCAUUUGUUGGUGGGCUAUUUUAUUCGGAGACAUUUAAAGAUGCGUUAUUGAACUUUAGUGUUGUAAAUCGAUCCUAUGGCCUAAUAGUAGUAGUGCUUGAAAACUGGAAGUGCUGAUGCAUUUUAGUUAUGUUUCGUAUGUACUCCAUAUAUAAUAUACUUAAUGGAAAAUUGGCUAAUGUAUA